Molecule: messenger RNA, 2158 nt
Organism: Suncus etruscus (white-toothed pygmy shrew)
Lineage: Eukaryota; Metazoa; Chordata; Mammalia; Eulipotyphla; Soricidae
Gene: MFSD2A
Product: MFSD2 lysolipid transporter A, lysophospholipid
Exons: 14
Coding region: 133-1755 (540 amino acids)
Biological process (GO): carbohydrate transport
Cellular component (GO): membrane
Molecular function (GO): lysophospholipid:sodium symporter activity
Source: RefSeq, a predicted model, not a curated record
UUAGCGAGUUCGCAGCGAUCGGAUCGUGGUGGCGGCCGCUCCUGCGAGAGCGGGAGUCCAGGCAGCAGCAGAGGCCCACGGAGCGCAGUUGCAUCCCGGGGUCCCACUUGCCGGCGGCGUGGCCCACGGGUCAUGGCCAAAGGGGAAGGUGCCGAGACCGGGUCCGCCACCGGACUGCUGCCCACCGGCAUCCUUCCAACCGGGGAACGGCCGGUCCAGGCGAAGAAAGAACCAAAGAAGAAAAAGCAGUUGUCCAUUUGCAACAAGCUUUGCUACGCAGUUGGAGGAGCCCCCUACCAGGUGACAGGCUGUGCCUUAGGGUUCUUCCUGCAGAUCUACCUACUGGAUGUGGCUCAGAAAGAUGAAGGGGUCAUUUUUUUUUUUUCUUCUUUCUUAUUCCAGGUGAGCCCUUUCUAUGCUUCCAUCAUCCUGUUUGUGGGCAGAGCUUGGGAUGCCUUCACAGACCCCCUGGUGGGCUUCUGCAUUAGCAAAUCCUCCUGGACUCCCCUGGGCCGCCUCAUGCCCUGGAUCAUCUUUUCCACGCCCCUGGCCAUCAUUGCCUACUUCCUCAUCUGGUUCGUGCCUGACUUCCCACAGGGCGAGUGGCUGUGGUACCUGCUUUUCUAUUGUCUCUUUCAGUCACUGGUCACGUGCUUCCAUGUUCCCUACUCAGCACUCACCAUGUUCAUCAGCACAGAGCAGAGCGAGCGGGAUUCUGCCACUGCAUAUCGGAUGACUGUGGAGGUUCUGGGCACAGUGCUGGGCACAGCAAUCCAGGGACAAAUCGUGGGACAAGCGGAUACGCCUUGUCUCGAGAGAGCCAAUGAUUCCACACCGGCCAACCGCACAAACGUUACCACCUCACCUAAAGAAACGCAAAAUGCCUACCUGCUGGCAGCAGGUGUCAUUGCCUCCAUCUAUGUCAUCUGUGCAGUCAUCCUCACCUUGGGUGUUCGGGAACAGAGAGAACCCUGUGAGGCUCAGCAGGCUGAGUCAAUGCCUUUCCUUCGGGGUCUCCGGCUGGUCAUGACCCACGGCCCAUAUGUCAAGCUGAUUGCUGGCUUCCUCUUCACCUCGUUGGCUUUCAUGCUUGUGGAAGGAAACUUUGCCUUGUUUUGCACCUACACUUUGGGCUUCCGCAACGAAUUCCAGAAUCUGCUCCUGGCCAUCAUGGUCUCGGCCACAGUCACCAUUCCUUUUUGGCAGUGGUUCUUAACCCGGUUUGGCAAGAAGACAGCUGUGUAUGUUGGGAUCUCGUCAGCUGUGCCUUUCCUCAUCUUGGUGGCCUCCGUCGAGAGUAACCUGAUUGUUACCUACAUGGUGGCUGUGGCUGCUGGCAUCAGUGUAGCUGCUGCCUUCUUACUACCUUGGUCCAUGCUGCCCGAUGUCAUUGAUGACUUCCACUUGAAGUAUCCCCAGUCCCACGGGACCGAACCCAUCUUCUUCUCCUUCUACGUCUUCUUCACCAAGUUCGCCUCUGGGGUCUCGCUGGGCAUCUCCACGCUCAGUCUUGACUUUGCUGGCUACCAGACCCGUGGCUGUUCGCAGCCGGAACACGUCAAGUUUACGUUGAAGAUGCUGGUAACCAUGACUCCCAUAGUCCUCAUCUUGCUAGGCCUGCUGCUCUUCAAGCUGUACCCCAUUGACGAGGAGAAGCGGCGGCAGAACAAGAAGGCCCUGCAGGCUCUGAGGGAAGAGGCCAGCAGCUCUGGCUGCUCCGACACAGACUCCACAGAACUGGCCAGCAUCCUUUAGGGCCGAUGAGGUGCCGAAGCUACUCCACAUGGCCUGGACUCCCGGCCACAUGAGGACUCGGGCCUGUGUGCUCAUGCACUGAAUAGUCAGUCUCCAGGUGCCAGGAGGAGAGUCAGAGAGGAAGGGCCCAGGACCCCCUUUGUCCAUUGGAGUGUGGGACGGGCCAUGCCUACAGCUGCCCACCUCCUGUCUGCUCGCCCACCCGCUGCUGAGGCUUAGCUCUGGGACUGCUACUGUGAAUAUGCCAAGGACUGGUUGGGCUUUGCCCAGACACUAAUGCAGAGACGUUUUAUACGGGGACUAAUUAAUAACUUAAUGACCAUGUAUAUAGGGAUGUGUGUGUUUUUCUAUGUUGGUGGAUUAUUAAUGUUAUUAAUUUUCAUAAAAGCUGGAAAAAAAACAA